GUGCUGCUCGCGCGUGGUGGUUGAAGCGAAGACGCGUGAGCGAAGCGACCAGCGAGAGUUCCUGCUCAGCCAGCGAGGGAGGAGUUGUCACACUAAAAUGGAUGCAAGUAAAGGUAAAGGGGAUCAAGGGAUGCAAAAUCCAGUUGGUCAAAUGGAUAAGCCUGUUGGCUUCCAUUUUAUGGAAAGUAUGCUUCCUAAAGCAGUUAAGAGGAGAGUGCAUGCCCUGAAACGGCUACAGGUGCAGUGUGCCAACAUAGAGGCUAAGUUCUACGAGGAAGUCCACGAGCUAGAGAGGAAGUAUGCUGCCCUCUACCAGCCACUCUUUGAGAAGAGACGAGACAUUGUCACAGGAUCAGUGGAACCCACAGAUGCAGAGUGUGAGUGGCACAGUGACAGAGAGGAAGAGGAGGAGCUUGCUGAGGAAGUAAAGGAAAAGGCUUCAAUUGAGGAUGCAAAGAAAGGAGAAGCCACACCAGAGGAAGACCCAAAGGGCAUCCCAGAGUUCUGGCUCACCAUUUUCAGAAGUGUGGACAUGCUCAGUGAUAUGCUACAGGAGCAUGAUGAGCCCAUCCUAAAACACCUGAAAGAUAUUCAAGUCAAAUUUUCUGAGCCAGGACAGCCAAUGAGUUUCACGUUAGAGUUCCACUUUGAGCCUAAUGGUUACUUCAACAAUGCAGUCCUCACUAAAGUGUACAAGAUGAAGUCAGAGCCUGAUGCUUCAGAACCUUUCUCAUUCGAGGGGCCAGAGAUCAUUGACUGUGAAGGGUGUCAGAUAGAUUGGCAUAAGGGGAAGGAUGUGACUGUGAAAACUAUUAAGAAGAAGCAGAAGCAUAAAGGCCGUGGCACUGUUCGCACUGUUACUAAACAGGUCCCCAACGACUCUUUCUUCAACUUCUUUAAUCCAGUUAAAGCUUCACCCGAUGGAGAUAUGGAUGAGGACUCUGAGUUCACUCUAGCCACAGACUUUGAGAUUGGUCAUUUUUUCCGUGAGAGAAUAGUUCCCAGAGCAGUGCUGUACUUCACUGGAGAGGCCCUGGAAGAUGACGAUAGUUUUGAAGAGGAGGAGCUGGAAGAGGGAGACGAAGAGGAGCAAGAUGAGGAAGGUGAUGACGAUGAUGACGAUGGAGACUUGGACCCCAAGAAAGAACAGCCGCAGCCUGCCGAAUGCAAACAGCAGUAACCGUGGCGAUCAGGGGAGUGGAGACCUGCUGUCUGUCAAUUCAGCGCUUAUCCAAUUAGAAAGCCCCCCCCCCAGUAUUUCAGGCUCCACCCUUUUUAUGAACUCUCACCUGAACGCAAUAGAACGCAUUCAUACUGCGUUUUUACUCUGUGCAUGACUUCUUUUUUCUUUUUUUCUUUGUCUUGCGCCCAUCUCACCCCUUCUUAUUUGGCUUCAUUCAAACUAAAAGCAGGAAGUGACUUUACUUUAAUUGAACUACCACAGCAUCACACAGACCUCUUCUUUGUUUAAGGUGGAAAAUGUUACUACUGCCAAAAUAAUCAGACCAUGUGUAAAAAAAAAACAAUAGACAAAGAAUGGAUCUCAACGUAAGGUUAAUGGAAAUAAAUCAGUUACUCAGGGUUUUUUAAUGCCAAUAAGAAAAGUGAUAGUUAACCAGGAAACUGCUGAACAACUUAUUUUUCACUGGGGUUGCUGAAGUGUUUUUUUUUAAUGGUGUUUAUGUUUGACAUAAAAUGUAUCCUUUUGAGUUUAAUUUACAGUAUUUUUAAUGUUUGUUGUCAUGUUAUUGGACUAUUUAUUCUAGUGUCAUGCAGCUUUAUGAAGUGAUGCAUUUUUUUGGAUCUCUUCAAGGCCCAAGGUCACAGGUUCAUUCUCAUUGCGCCAAACAUUAUUUGGACUUAGCAGGUCAACAAAAUGUGAAUACUUAAAUGUUUAAAAGUACAUUUAAAACAUUUAGGAAACGUGUUCUCCAUUUACACUUGACAAGUAUUCAAACUUAGCACCUGUGUGGAUACAAAACACCAAUUAAUCACAUUGAACGGGUUGUACUUAUACCUCACAAGUCUCUUUUUACCAAGAACAUAUGAAAUUAGGACAGUGACUCCCCAGCUCUGUAUGUAAUCUGGUAAACAUUUUCCUCAGAUAAGAUUUAAGCAGACACAGUGGACACUCAACCUUGUGUUAGCUUUUUUUAAGACACAGUUGGUUUCCAGCUGAGACCACAUAGACUUGUAGAAGGUGGUUCUCCCACUGUAUGUUUUCCGAUGAAUUUCAUUGAGUUGGUGAUUGGGUCGGGUUCGGAUGUUUGGAAUAAAUUUAAAUUCUGUUGCCAACAAGCCAAAAUGAAAGACAAGACACACCCACGUCCUCUUUUAUUAAAAACAAUAUUUGCCAAUUGUCUUUAACAGUGAAAUCGAGUAAAGUUGUUAAAAAUAUAUAUAUAUAUACAUCUAUAUAUAUAUAUAUAUAUUUCUGUUAUUGUCUGAUGAUUCAGUAGAAUGUCUGUGGAAAGCAAAUGGGAGAGGUUGCCAAUGUCUUUUAUAUACUGCUCUUCGAUUAUGGCCCUUUGGUCAGACUGCUUUGCCUGGUGGCUGGUUGUCAAUUGCAGCAGCAGCAGCAAAAUAAAACCAUCCUAUGCGUCUUUUUACCAAGAACGAUUGUAGACCUUGUUGGACAGAUCCCUCAGCCGCGGUUGACAUCUUCACACCUACCACAUUGGACCGUGUGCUAGUAAUGGCCUUAACUGGUUCUUAUUCACAAUUUGUUACUUGCGCAAUAUUUCUUUUCAAUUUGUACAGAGUUAGUUAAAAUAUUCUAUUAAAUUUGUCCGACAUGGAAA
Solea senegalensis (Senegalese sole) is the source of this 2801-nucleotide messenger RNA. RefSeq names its product nucleosome assembly protein 1-like 4a (gene nap1l4a). The coding region runs from base 98 to 1180 and encodes 360 amino acids. The transcript is spliced from 14 exons. The record is from RefSeq and is a predicted model, not a curated record. Lineage: Eukaryota; Metazoa; Chordata; Actinopteri; Pleuronectiformes; Soleidae. Gene Ontology annotation, cellular component: chromatin; nucleus. Gene Ontology annotation, molecular function: histone binding; chromatin binding. Gene Ontology annotation, biological process: nucleosome assembly.